This is a messenger RNA of Austrofundulus limnaeus, 5889 nucleotides long. It is a transcript of the gene atp7a, whose product is annotated as ATPase copper transporting alpha. Gene Ontology annotation, molecular function: ATPase-coupled monoatomic cation transmembrane transporter activity; copper ion binding; ATP binding. Gene Ontology annotation, biological process: monoatomic cation transport. Lineage: Eukaryota; Metazoa; Chordata; Actinopteri; Cyprinodontiformes; Rivulidae. Bases 292 to 4815 code for a protein of 1507 amino acids. The transcript has 23 exons. Gene Ontology annotation, cellular component: membrane. The record is from RefSeq and is a predicted model, not a curated record.
CGCACCACAGAGCAGUCAGCAGUCACGUCGGCUGGUUAAAAAAACAGAAAAGGGGGUGUUUUUUUUAUAUUAAAGGCAGUUCGAGGGAACUAAAAUCAUUAUUGUUUUUUAUGCUAAGCGUUCGGCACCAUGUCGCUUUGUGUUUUCUCUGCUGACUGUACGGCGCUGGGGGGGAAGAGAAGAUGCUAACUAGCUUGUUAGCCUAAGAUAGCCACUCAAACUGAGGGUGGACGUUGUUAGCCUUUAGCUAAGGAGUUGUUUUUAUUUCAGGGGGAGAGAGGAAACACAGACAUGACACACAAAGUCAAUCUGUGCUCAGUUUCCCUUAACGUUAAGGGAAUGACUUGUGGCUCCUGUGUCCAGUCCAUAGAGCAUCAGAUUGGGUCUCUGGAUGGGGUGAUACACAUAAAGGUGUCCUUAGAUCAGCAAAGUGCUGCUGUCAUUUUUGACCCGAGUCAACAGAGCCCCGGCUCUCUGGCAGAGUGCAUCGGGUGCAUGGGCUUCGAGUCCAGUGUACCAGAGAGCAGCACAGCCACUCCAGUGUCAACAGAAACCCACCUGAUCCCCACGUCUGGCUUGACGCCAGCAGCCCAACGGGAAGCUUUGGAAAAACUGUCGCAGAUUCAAGGAGUGCUGGAUGUCCGAGAGAGCCCGCCACAGACGGGGCUCGCUGUCACUUUCAUUCCUUCUCUGACCUCCGUACAGCAGCUGAGGGAGGUGGUGGAUGGAGCGAGACUUGUAGAGAUCCAAACUCCAGACUGCCCCGCAGAGAAGGGCCUUAAAUUGUCUCCGUCGGACACUGCGGAGGACAGAGCUGCAAUUCUGAAGUUAUGCAUAGAUGGAAUGACCUGUCACUCUUGCACUACCACUAUCGAAGGGAAGAUUGGGAAACUGAAAGGAAUCGAAAAGAUUAGAGUGGUUUUAGACUCUCAGGAAGCUACAGUCGUUUACCUGCCUUACCUCAUCACUGUCCAAACCAUUAUUGACCAGAUUGCUGUGGCCGGCUUUAAGGCCUCUGUGAAGUCCAAGCCCCGCCCCCUGCAGCUGUCUCCCAGACAAAUCGAAUGUUUUGCCGAUUCCCAAACACCAACAGCGUCUUCACCGUCAGAAACACUAGAGGAGACAGAAAUCUUUAUAGACACACACCUUGUCAUGCUCAGGGUAAAAGGCAUGCACUGCCGCUCGUGUGUGGUCAAUAUUCAAGACAAUGUCUCAAAGCUGCCCGGCGUUUCGGCAGUGGAGGUCUUUCUGGAGAAAGAGAAGGCCUCCAUCUGCUACGAUCCUCAGAGGAUCUCUGUCCCUGAGCUGCAGAGGGCCAUCGAAGCGCUGCCUCCGGGUAACUUUAAGACUGAACCCUGGGAUUCUUGUGCUCCCAGUGUGGCGUCUACAUCACCUCCAACUGCUUCGUCCGCAUCACAGCUCUGCUUUACCCAACCUCUGAGUUCUGUCGUUAAUAUUCACAUUGAAGGAAUGACGUGCAACUCCUGUGUCCAGUCUAUCGAAGCUAUGAUCUCCCAAAAGAAGGGGGUGUUGUCGACCCGGGUCUCUCUGGUGGAUCAUCAGGGGACCUUUGAGUAUGAUCCUCUCUUGACCUCACCAGAAGAGCUGAGAAAGGCCAUAGACGACAUGGGCUUUGACGCAACUCUACCUGAGACCAAUUCUCUGCUGCCUGUGGAAGAACACAGUUUUUCAAGAUCUCCAGGCCUAGCACGUGUUCACGAGAAGGAGUUAGACGACGAUUGUCGCAACAAAAUCCUACAGGGGCCCACUGGAGACACGCCUUCAAAAUGCUACAUCCAGGUUGGAGGGAUGACCUGUGCUUCUUGUGUGGCAAACAUAGAAAGAAACCUUAAAAAUGAACAUGGUAUUUCUUCUGUUCUGGUCGCACUUAUGGCUGGUAAAGCAGAGGUCCGCUAUAAUCCUAAAGUCAUUGACCCUUUGAAGAUCGCUGAGUGUAUAAAAGAGCUGGGCUUCACCGCCUCGGUGAUGGAGGAUUACGAAGGCUUGGAUGGAAACCUAGAGCUUGUGGUCAGGGGGAUGACGUGUGCCUCUUGUGUUCACAAAAUUGAAUCCAGCCUAGUGAAAGAAAAAGGGAUCAAAUACGCCUCUGUUGCCCUGGCCACAAACAAGGCCCACAUCAAGUUCGACUCCGAAAUUAUAGGGCCGCGAGACAUCAUCAAGCUGAUUGAGAAAAUGGGAUAUGAAGCAUCUUUGGUAAAGAGGGACAGAACUGCGAGCCACCUGGACCACAGCAAAGAGAUACGACAGUGGAGGAAAUCCUUCUUUGUGAGUUUGUUCUUCUGCAUACCUGUGAUGGGCAUGAUGGUCUACAUGAUUGUCAUGGACCACCAAAUGAGCGUUGCUCAUCACCACAACGCCACGAUGGAGGACCGCAAUCAUUACCACUCCUCCAUGUUCCUGGAGACCCAGCUGCUCCCGGGCCUCUCCAUCAUGAAUCUCCUGUCUUUCCUUUUCUGCGUACCUGUACAGUUCAUUGGCGGUCGUUACUUCUACGUACAAGCCUUCAAAGCUCUGAAACACAAGUCGGCCAACAUGGACGUGCUGAUCGUUUUGGCCACCACCAUAGCCUUCAGCUACUCGUGUGUCGUCCUGUUGGUGGCCAUGGUGGAGAAAGCAAAAAUCAACCCCAUCACGUUCUUCGACACGCCUCCCAUGCUCUUCGUCUUCAUCUCUCUGGGACGCUGGCUGGAGCAGAUCGCUAAGAGUAAAACAUCUGAGGCUUUGUCCAAGCUGAUGUCUUUACAAGCUACAGAGGCGACGGUCGUCACUCUCGGCAACAACAAUAGCAUUCUCAGCGAGGAGCAGGUGGAUGUUGAGCUGGUGCAGAGAGGCGAUGUGGUGAAAGUCGUCCCCGGAGGGAAGUUCCCAGUUGAUGGGAGGGUCGUUGAGGGACAUUCGAUGGCUGACGAGUCUCUCAUCACAGGCGAGGCCAUGCCAGUGACAAAAAAGCCCGGGAGCUCGGUGAUCGCCGGCUCCAUAAACCAGAACGGCUCUCUGCUCGUCAGCGCCACUCACGUUGGGCAGGACACCACCCUGUCUCAGAUCGUUAAACUCGUGGAGGCGGCUCAGAUUUCUAAGGCUCCUAUUCAGCAGUAUGCAGAUAAGAUCAGCGGCUACUUUGUGCCUUUCAUCGUUGGCAUUUCUGUGCUGACGCUGAUCGCCUGGAUCAUCAUUGGGUUUUUAGACUUCAGUCUCGUGGAGCGCAUCUUUCCUGGUUACGAUAAAAGCAUUUGCGAAGCAGAGGCAGUGAUCAGAUUUGCCUUCCAGGCCUCCAUUACAGUUUUGUGCAUCGCCUGCCCCUGCUCUCUUGGCCUGGCAACCCCGACCGCUGUCAUGGUGGGCACAGGGGUCGGAGCUCAAAACGGCAUCUUGAUAAAGGGAGGAGAGCCUCUUGAGAUGGCACACAAGGUUCGAUCGGUGGUGUUUGACAAGACGGGGACCAUCACCUACGGUGCUCCAAAGGUCGUCCAGGUCAAGAUGGUGGUGCAGGGGAAUAAGAUGACUCGCUCCCGCCUGCUGGCCAUUGUCGGCACAGCUGAAAACAACAGCGAGCACCCACUGGGAGCAGCCAUCACCAGAUACUGUAAACAGGAACUCUGCACAGAAUCCCUCGGCACGUGCACAGACUUCCAGGCAGUGCCGGGCUGCGGCAUCCGGUGUCAGGUCAGCAGCACGGAGACCCUGCUGAGGCAGCUGGACAGCGACAGCGAGGACAACAACCAGCGCAACAGCGUCCUCGUCCAGAUCAGUGACACUCUGACGGCCAGCAGCUCCCAUCCUCUCAUCAUGGACCCGCAGCCGCUAAGCUUGGUUCAGACAGCCAGUUAUGUCGUCCUGAUCGGCAACAGGGAGUGGAUGAAAAGAAACUGCCUCCACGUCGACGCAGAGGUCAACGAAGCCAUGGUGGAACACGAGCGCAGAGGCCGCACAGCUGUUCUAGUAGCUGUAGACAAUGAGCUGUGUGCGAUGAUAGCCAUAGCCGACACAGUGAAACCCGAGGCUAAGCUGGCGGUGGACACGCUGACCAGCAUGGGGCUGGAAGUGGUUCUGAUGACCGGAGACAACAGCAAGACGGCUCGAGCCAUCGCUGCUCAGGUGGGCAUCAGGAAGGUGUUUGCAGAGGUGCUGCCCUCCCACAAGGUGGCCAAAGUGGAGCAGCUGCAGCAGACUGGAAUACGAGUGGCCAUGGUGGGGGACGGGGUGAACGACUCGCCCGCUCUGGCCAUGGCUGACAUCGGCAUCGCCAUAGGAACCGGGACAGAUGUUGCCAUAGAGGCAGCAGAUGUGGUGCUGAUCAGGAAUGAUUUACUGGAUGUCGUCGGCAGUAUCGACCUCUCUAAAAAGACUGUGAAAAGGAUAAGGAUCAACUUUAUCUUUGCUCUUAUCUACAACCUGGUUGGAAUUCCCAUCGCUGCUGGUGUGUUUCUUCCCCUGGGUCUGGUGCUGCAGCCGUGGAUGGGCUCUGCUGCGAUGGCGCUGUCCUCUGUCUCUGUCGUUUUAUCCUCUCUUCUCCUCAAAUGUUACACUAAGCCCACCGCUGAGAAGCUGGAGGCCAAGUUUGGGAACCGCAGACCACAGGGCAGCUUGUCUGACAUCAGCGUCCACAUCGGCAUGGGAGACGUGCGCCGUCCUUCCCCCAGACUCAGCCUGCUGGACCGCAUCGUGAACUACAGCCGGGCCUCCAUCAACUCGCUGCGCUCCGACAAACACUCGCUCAACAGCCUGGUGCUCAACGAGCCCGACAAGCACUCGCUGCUGGUGGAGGGGACGCUGUGCGAGGAGGAGUUCUGCUGAGCGCCAGUAAAGACUCUUAUCACAGUAACCGCAGUCAGGACCGGACCCAGUGAAAACGUUACGAUGAGUAUUGGUCCGGUCCAUCUGCUGAACAGAAACGUCCCGAAUCCAAAGACUUUUAAACCUCUGCGCCCCAGCAGAACACUUCAGAGUUUUAACUAAACUUCCUUUAAAAGGGGGAAAAAAAACACUGCUGAAUAAUUAUUCUUCAGACUAUUUAUAAUAUUUAUCUACUUUUAUUUGUAUAUCCUCUCAAAGAAUUUAAUUGUUGAAUCCAAAUGUCCAUUUUAAAUUUUAAACUGCACCAAAAUGUGUAUUAAUGUGAUUGAAAACGAAUGGAAGCAGCCUUAAAACAAGCAGUAAAAGAUGUAAAACGCAGCGGAGCGAGCUGUAAACACUGUUACCCACAAGUGCCGACACAUUCCAAAGAUCGCACCAAACAGACUCUGAAGCUUCUUGUUCGCAAACUGUGAGCGAAGGUCAACGCUCGAAAUGAGACGUCCGGUUUCUGCACUUUGUCGAUGCGACUAUUACUCGUUUGUAACUCAAGGCGCUGAUACCGAUUGUACGGCGUUGCGUUUGACCGUGAAGAGGCCAAACUGAAGUGUUUAUGUUCACGUGUUGUACUAACGCAGGUCUGCCAGUUCUUCUGCUUCUUUUUGUUUCGUUUGAAGGAUUUCUGUGAACGCACUUGAAUUACGGCAGGAACCGAUCGACCAAACCUGCUCUGAUGAAAUAUGUAGCUUGGUUACAAAAUCACUUUGUAUAAUCAAAGCAAAAGAGAUUAGGCUCGUCGCAGAACUGUCUUGCUGUCUUUUUUGCACCGUUUUUAAACCAUAGGGUCACAUUUAGGAAAAAAAAAGUCUGUUUUGUCAGUUUGAUUGUAAAAAGAUCUGUUCUGUAGCGAUGGUGUCUCGCUGAGCGCAGUGAAAUCUCAUUUUCGUGCGGUGUCUUUGUAAACAGGUCAACAGAUCUGUGUGCAGUUUGUGUUUCUCUGAACAUUUUGUGCCUUUGAAUAAAAACGUGUUUGUAACGUCAUGCUGUGACCACAAGGUGGUGCUGAUGAGCAACAAA